Molecule: messenger RNA, 438 nt
Organism: Thunnus maccoyii (southern bluefin tuna)
Lineage: Eukaryota; Metazoa; Chordata; Actinopteri; Scombriformes; Scombridae
Gene: ndufa3
Product: NADH:ubiquinone oxidoreductase subunit A3
Exons: 4
Coding region: 49-336 (95 amino acids)
Cellular component (GO): mitochondrial inner membrane
Source: RefSeq, a predicted model, not a curated record
GCGACGGGCGCAGGAAUUGUACGUCUGUAACAAGCUACUACAUUUCCCAUGAGCACCAGCUCGGCUGAAACUACAACAGACAACAUGGCGGGAGUCGGAGCUUUCCUGAAAAAUGCCUGGAAUAAGGAGCCUGUUAUUCUGGCCUCCUGUGCUAUUGGACUGAUAGGUGCUGCUCUUCCACUAAUCAGCCCCAUCACAAAGUAUACCGGGAUGAUAAAUUCAUCUGUGCCAUACAACUACCCAGUCCCCGUGCGAGAUGAUGGAAGCAUGCCUGAUGUCCCCGCACAUCCGUGUGAACCAAAAGGAAACAACCUUGAAUGGUUUAAAAACCUAUAACUUCACAUUCUCACAAUCAAUACCUGUGAUCUUCCUCCUGUCCAUAUCUGUCUGCAGAGCUGUUCCACUCGUCCCACAAUAAAGAUUGUCUAUUUAAAUCUA